CCCAAGGCUGCACAUGCAAGAUGUAGCUGGCAGGUACAGUAUGUCUCCAAAUUUGGGCAAGCUGAUCAAACAUCACCUUGCAAAACACAAACCAACCUCCCAGGGCAUGCCUUUGAAAAAAGUAGUUAAUGGUAAGUAGCUUUUCCCCAUCCUUAGCUUGUUUAACCACUGUGUGCUGUUUAUUGCAGGAGUGAUUCGUGAGAGUUACCUGAAGGGUCAUGAUCAGCUGGUGCCAGUCACCCUCUUGGCCAUUGCUGUUAUUCUUGCUUUCGUCAUGGGGGCCAUCUUUUCGGGAAUCAUUGUGUACUGCAUCUGCGACCAUCGCCACAGAAACGUGGCUGUUGUGCAGAGGAAGGAGAAGGAGCUGACCCACUCCCGCCGUGGCUCCAUGAGCAGUGUUACCAAGCUCAAUGGCCUCUUUGAGGAUGCUCAGUCCAAGGAGCCAAAGCCUGAAGCAAUCCUCACGCCUCUGAUGCACAAUGGCAAGCUGGCUACCCCAGGCAGCACUGCCAAAAUGCUAAUCAAAGCUGACCAACACCAUCUGGACCUGGCCGCCCUGCCAACCCCUGAGUCCACCCCAACCCUGCAACAGAAGAGAAAGCCCAGCCGUGGCAGCAGGGAAUGGGAGAGAAACCAGAACCUCAUCAACGCCUGUACAAAAGAUAUCCCCCCGAUGGCCUCGCCUGUGAUCCCAACUGAUCUGCCACUCAGGGCUUCUCCUAGCCACAUUCCCAGCGUUGUGGUUCUGCCCAUAGCCCAGCAAGGCUACCAGCACGAGUACGUUGACCAGCCAAAAAUGAGUGAUGCGGCUCAGAUGUCCGUGGAGGACCAGAAUGCCACCCUUGAGUACAAAACUAUCAAGGACCAUCUCGGUAGCAAAAGCCCCAGCCAUGGGGUUAACCUGGUGGAAAAUCUUGACAGCAUGCCACCAAAAGUACCCCAGCGGGAAGCUUCCCUUGGGCCUCCAAGCGCCUCGCUGUCACAGAGCAGCCUGAGCAAGCGGCUGGAGAUGCACUCUUCUGCUUUCAACGUGGACUACAAGAGAAGCUACCCUACAAACUCACUCACAAGAAGUCACCAGACAUCGACCCUCAAAAGAAACACCACCAACUCCUCCAAUUCGUCCCACCUCUCCCUCAAUCAGAGCUUUGGCCAGGGUGACAACCCACCACCGGCCCCACAGCGAGUGGACUCCAUACAAGUCCACAUGGCUCAGGCGCAGGCUGUGACUGUAUCUCGGCAGCCGAGUCUCACCACCUACAACUCGCUGACGAGGUCAGGGCUGAAACGCACACCCUCACUAAAGCCAGACGUACCUCCCAAACCUUCCUUUGCUCCACUCUCCACAUCCAUGAAGCCCAACGAUGCAUGUACAUAA
This is a messenger RNA of Mesitornis unicolor (brown roatelo), 1378 nucleotides long. It is a transcript of the gene SEMA6A, whose product is annotated as sema domain, transmembrane domain (TM), and cytoplasmic domain, (semaphorin) 6A. The record is from RefSeq and is a predicted model, not a curated record. The transcript has a single exon. The coding region runs from base 275 to 1378 and encodes 367 amino acids. NCBI's taxonomy places the organism in Eukaryota, Metazoa, Chordata, Aves, Mesitornithiformes, Mesitornithidae.